AACAGAGCGGACAACUGCAAAACAAUGGACGGGUUCGGUUGUGUUGCCAGUGAUGUGGACUUUGCAAGGAUGCUGGAAGACAUAUUGUCUUCUUCACCUCCAUCACCUAGUGGUGAUUUUCUGGACGAAUUUAUGGACGAUGUGAGCGAAACGAGUUUCGAGUCCGGAUCCGACGGCGUGGCGAGUUUCGGCUCUAGCUCUGACGGCGUAGCAUCACCGGUAAGCGACGCAGAGACGUCACCUCCAAGGAAGAAGAAGACAGCGACGCAGAGAAAGAAGCAACGUCUGGCCGCCAACGUGCGUGAGCGUCGACGCAUGGAGUCUAUCAACGGCGCCUUCGACGUGUUGCGGAAACGCGUGCCAACGUUAGCGUACGAGAGGCGUAUCUCCAAGGCAGACACCUUGCAUCUUGCUAUCGGGUACAUUCGCUUUCUGACGGACUUAGUCAAAUCUGACACUCAAGGAGAGGGAGCAGUCGCGCACAGCCGACUCAAGAAGCCACCAAAAAUCAUCAUAAGUCACAAAGGAACAGGGAGCAUGUCGCCCACUGAUAUGGAGUACGGAGUACCGCCGCUAGAGGGACACUCCCUAUCAUGGACGGACGAAAGGAAAACACCCAACACAGGGCAGACACUAGUGGCCAAAAUCUGGACCCCUUUAGACCCCAGGACUGAAUGCACCCAGAAAAGUAACAGUUUGAGGUUGGCACAAGUUGUUCCGGCGUAGUGAAAGUACUUCAAAACAAAGACAUUAUAUGUAAACAGUAUUAUAUAUACAUAUAGGCCAGGCGCCUUUAUUUUGUAAAUGUUGAUAUAUCAGAACGUGUAUAUUGUUCGCUAUCUUUGAAUACCAUUGCACAGAAGCUUUUGGUCUUAUUACGUCAAAACUCGUUGUAUAUUUCUACAAUGACGAAUAGGCGAGCAGUAUUGAAACCGCACUACACAUGAAAAAAGCAUUAUGAUUCGCCUGCAUUGAGUAUGUAUUUAUGCUGUGCAGUUAAUGUAUUUUGCCGUAUCUCGAUUGUUAUAUUUCUUGUAUAUUUCGCUAGGAAGUUGGACGUGAUACAAACUGUUCUGCCGGGUCAUUUUGUCAGUCGAUGGAACAAUUUUAUACGAUCAAUGUGACGCUAUUGUGUAUUAUGGUGUAUAUAAAAUGGUUGAACGGAAAUACCUUUGUUGCGAGCUUUAUUGCCCCUUACACGGGUAGAUUACAAUAGUCUCUCACGUGCAAAUAUCCGGACAAAAAAAGUAAUAAACCGAGUUUUCCCCACAUACAAUACUUUAAGCCCUGUGUUGGGAUACCG
This is a messenger RNA of Branchiostoma floridae (Florida lancelet), 1303 nucleotides long. RefSeq names its product pancreas transcription factor 1 subunit alpha-like. Gene Ontology annotation, molecular function: DNA-binding transcription factor activity, RNA polymerase II-specific; protein dimerization activity; RNA polymerase II transcription regulatory region sequence-specific DNA binding. The transcript has 2 exons. The coding region runs from base 25 to 726 and encodes 233 amino acids. The record is from RefSeq and is a predicted model, not a curated record. Gene Ontology annotation, biological process: regulation of transcription by RNA polymerase II; developmental process. Lineage: Eukaryota; Metazoa; Chordata; Leptocardii; Amphioxiformes; Branchiostomatidae.